GUAGGUAUACGUACAUACCUACCUACAGAAAUUUAUCAAGUGACUUGCAGUUAUUAUUUAAGUUUGACUUUGAUGUUUCUGUCAGUUAGUCAGUUGGCAUUUUUUGUUUAAAUAUUUGCUUAAAAUGGAAGAAAUUCCACAAAAUAUAAGAGAAAAGGCCAUAAAACCGACUGAAAAUCUUUUGCCAGUUAAAUCAAGGCAACAGUAUGAUCGGGAGUAUGGCAUAUUUGGUAUUUGGAAAGAUGCCAACGCAAUUGUUCAAAUAACCGAAACCGUUCUAAUGGCAUAUUUUCAGGAACUGUCGGAAAAAUACAGUCCGACCAAGUAUUCUACCCUAAGGUCUAUGUUAAUGGUCUAUAAAAAUAUAGACAUCUCGCAAUACCAUCAUCUCAUAUCUUUUUUAAAAGUUAAGUCGAAAGGAUAUGUCCCGAAGAAGUCUAAAGUUUUGGAAGGAGAACAAAUAACAAAAUUUAUUAAGAAGGCUCCUGAUGAUAUCUACUUGGUACACAAAGUCAUAUUGGUAAUGGGUGUUUUUGGAGGUUUAUGACGAGAUCAGUUGGUCAAAAUGACCAUUGAUGAUGUUGAAGAUAGAGGAACGGUCUUGGUUAUAAAGGUACCAGAAACUAAAACUUUAACUUCAAAAAGUUUUACUAUCAUUGAAGAAGAUUUAGGCGCUUUAAAUUUAAUAAAAAAGUACGCAGCCUUAGGACCAGCUGGAAUAAAGGAGCGAAGAUUCUUUCUUACCUAUAGAAAGAGUAGCUGUACAGUAUAACCUGUUGGAAAAAAUACCAUAGGAUGCGUCCCAACAUUAAUCGCAAAAUUUUUAAAACUGGAUAAUGCAAUGAUAAAGCAACAUGGGAAAUGGAAAAGCUCUUCAGUAGAUGAAGGAUAUAUAGAAGAAAGUAUUUCAUCCAAAAAUAAAGUAGCCAAAAUGAUUGCCAAUUCAGUUAAUUCCGAGGUUAAUUCCGUAUCGACUAUUGAAAAUUCUUUAAUGGACAAUUUACAAACUAUACAAAAUAGCGUUAGUGCUGCCACCUCUACCAUCACAAAAAACAUCGACCAUUCUAUAGUGGAAUCAGCUACAUUUUCCGGGAUAUUUCAAAAUUGUAAUUUUUAUUU
This is a messenger RNA of Anthonomus grandis grandis, 1119 nucleotides long. RefSeq lists its product as uncharacterized. NCBI's taxonomy places the organism in Eukaryota, Metazoa, Arthropoda, Insecta, Coleoptera, Curculionidae. The record is from RefSeq and is a predicted model, not a curated record. The transcript has 2 exons. The coding region runs from base 125 to 547 and encodes 140 amino acids.